CUGCAAGGUGAGACUUCGGACGCUACGCUUGGACUUUCGGUGCAAAUGGCGGGACGAGAGUUCGCGCAUGUCCAGCCGGACAACGCCGAGAUCGAGCGCUCCGUGCUCUCGCAGGAGGUCGAGGCGCUGCGCAAUCGGUUGGGGCUGCGGCAGGUGGACGUGUCCAAGGAAUGCGGCGUGAACGCCAGUAUGCUGUCGCAGUGGAUGCUGGGCAGGUACAAGGGCAAUGUCGGCCGAAUUAAUGGACUGAUGGAAUCGUGGCUGAUUCGACGACGCGGAGGGAAACCCAUGGAUAAGGGCAUGAUGCUGUUCAACUCGACGGCCAGCUCACCCAAACUCAAACGGCGACUCGAUGACAUGAACGAUCCCCUCCAAGCUGCGAGGAGGAAAGAUAGCUCGAUCCUUGCGCAGCGAAGGCUGUACAACUACCCAAAGUUCCCAACUCGCGAUACUCUGCUGAUCCCUAUCCGACUCGACAUAGACAUCGAAGGCUACCGAUACAUUGACUCCUUCUCGUGGAAUAAGUACGAAAAGGAUUUUACGUACGAAACGUUUGCUGCUGCGCUAGUUAGAGACUUGGACCUCCCGGAGUGCUUCUAUAAGCGAAUUGCCAAGUCGAUUGAAGAACAGGUUGAGAAGGCCCAACGAUCACUGCCUUGGCACGAAGCUGUCACGAUGGAGAGUCUGCAUCCGAUCUUCAUCAACCUUCGCCUGAACGACACUAUCUAUAUUGACCGGUUCGAGUGGGACCUGAAUAACCCCAACAACUCGCCCGAGCGGUUCGCUCAGGUGGUUUGUGAAGACUUGGGUUUGAGCGGUGAGUUCGAGGCUCAAGUCGCUCUAUCCAUUCGUGAGCAGCUUCGAGACUAUUCCAGACUCAUCCGAGAAGGCUUGAAGGAUCGAGUCACAAGACUCCCACCUGUCUCCGCGGCGUUCCGUGACCGUCUGGAUGCCGAUGCGUGGGGCCCCUCCGUUAAAUACAUUUUGGCGGAUGACAUCCCUCAACUCGAGCGAGAAGACUUUAAGCGGAUGAGACCGCUGUCGCGCCCCACGCUGCUGGUGACCCCGCCACCGCAACAGACAGCGCGGCCCAAUCGACCGCCCAAGCCAGUGAAUACCUUCCUCAUGUUCUGCAGACAAAACCGAAAGAAGAUCAUGGCUGACCACCCCAGUACGAGCGCCAAAGAUGCGUCCAAGAUUCUCGGCGAUAUGUGGCAAAAGUUGUCUGAAAAGGAGCGAGCUAGCUACAUUCCAAUGACGGAGAUGGAAAACCAGCGACGCAUGAACGAGUGGCGCAUGAAGGAGAACGCCUUGAACGGCAUCCACACAACCCUCACUGGCGGCAUCGCUGGAGCAGCUGCAACCGCAUCCAGCCAGACGAACUCGCCCGCCAUACCGGGCACACCAGUGCUGCUCGCUCCUCGGAUCACCCCUAGCGUCGCCUCCUCCAUGGACGAAGUAGACGACGCGGAUGCUGACGAGGACGAUGAGGACGAAGACGACGAGGAGGACGACACUGCCAGUGCCACCAGCGUCGCCGUCUGA
Messenger RNA from Phytophthora sojae, 1545 nucleotides. RefSeq lists its product as hypothetical. Gene Ontology annotation, biological process: chromatin remodeling; regulation of transcription by RNA polymerase II. Gene Ontology annotation, cellular component: nucleus; nuclear chromosome. Bases 46 to 1545 code for a protein of 499 amino acids. NCBI's taxonomy places the organism in Eukaryota, Oomycota, Peronosporomycetes, Peronosporales, Peronosporaceae. Gene Ontology annotation, molecular function: DNA binding; transcription coregulator activity. The record is from RefSeq and is a predicted model, not a curated record. The transcript has 12 exons.